Pelmatolapia mariae (spotted tilapia) is the source of this 821-nucleotide messenger RNA. RefSeq lists its product as uncharacterized. Bases 142 to 819 code for a protein of 225 amino acids. The transcript is spliced from 4 exons. Gene Ontology annotation, biological process: regulation of apoptotic process; signal transduction. Gene Ontology annotation, molecular function: protein binding. NCBI's taxonomy places the organism in Eukaryota, Metazoa, Chordata, Actinopteri, Cichliformes, Cichlidae. The record is from RefSeq and is a predicted model, not a curated record.
AAUAAGGAAGGAAAAGCAGCGGGAGAAAAGAAGCGAUGGUGAGCUUGUGACGCGUCUCCUGUUUGUUGGCUAAAAGCUGCGUUUGUUUACCAUUUUUGUUAUUCGGGCUGUUACAUUAAAUGGAGUUGAUUUAAAUCAGUCAUGGCUGAGGAAUCAGGAGAGGAAAUCCAGCUACUCAGAAGUCAGAAGCCAAAGCUUAUAGAAAUCCUAAGUGCCGAUCCUGACUUUGUACUCCAGCAUGCAGAUGCUCGCCGUCUGCUGUCUCUUCACGCCUACCAGCAGGUGAAAUCUUGCUGUGCUCCUAGUGAAAAAGUGACAGAGCUUUUGGAUCACGUCAUACAGAGAGGUCCCAAAGCAGCAAAAGAACUACUGGAGCUUUUCAAGGAUAACACCUUGCAAGAAACCUUCCCAAGGCUUGACUUUAUUAACAAACUGAAAAUCAACACACAGUCCUUGGGGGGAAAAGAAACCUCAGAAAAAAGAAAACAAGCACCUGAGAUACCAGAUGUCAUUCCAAACAAAAAGAUCUGCAACAAUGGCUCUGGCAUGGUGAGUGAGAAACAGCUGAUGUCUGUGGCCCGUACCAUCGGCAAAUCUUGGAGGGCGAUUGGCAGAGAAGCUCUGGAAAUCUCAUCUGUAAAACUGGAGCAAAUCGAAGAGGACCAUAAUCUCCAUGUGGAGCGAGUCUUUGCCAUGCUGCGUCACUGGUGUAACUCACAGAGGGAAAAAGCCACACCCGCUCAACUGCAUUCACUUCUCAGUCAGGGAGAGUGGAUGUUGCCACCUGAAAGCAUCGACUUCCUGUUGAAGACUGACUGAUU